AUGGUCGACAGAUCUUGGUUUGAUGAUCAGGAUUUAGAGGAACGUUUUAUUGCGAAUUUUGAGGAAUUGGUGGUGCUAGCACUUGCAUUCGACCUUGCUCUAAUUGGAGAGCGGAUUCUGAAGCCACAUCAACUUCUUGACACCUGCAAUAAGCCUCCUAUUGUCGUUCUUCCAAAUUCCUCCUUUGUCGAUCCAUCUAAGCUUACAGUGAUGGAUCGGAAAGUGGUUGAGUUCUCCAACUUCGUACAAGGGUCUUCUAGUGUCCAGGAGUACGUGAGCAAGUUUGACAACCUCUCAAGAUUUGCUCCAGAUUUGGUAAACAUUGAAGCCAACCGGAAGGAAGGGAAAUACCAACCAAAGCCAAUUGGAGCUACACCGCGAUUUUAUGCACUCACCAAAGGAGCUGGGACUUCCAACAUGGUGUCAGGCCAGCUUCCUGUGGCUAAUAACUCAGCAUAUGCAUUGAUGGACACUGGUGCAUCCCAUUCUUUUAUUGCUACAUCUUAUGUAGAUAAGAAAGAUAGGAAGCCUGAGCCUAUGGAAAAUAGGGCGGUGGUGAAUUGCAAACGAAGAAAGGUGACUUUUAACCCACCUAGGGAAGAACCAUUCCUGUUCCAAGGCACAACCCGCGAGAAGAAUUUGGCUAUAAUCUCCACCUUGAAGGCUAAGAAAUUACUGGACGAUGGAUGUAUCGUCUACUUGGUGAACUUAAUAGACAAGGAUGGGGAGUCUAAGCUACAACCAACUGAGGUAGCAGUGGUGUGCAAGUUUUUGGAAGUGUUUCCUGAGGAUCUUCCAGGGAAAUCCCCAGACUGGGAAGUUGAAUUCGAAAUUGAGUUAAUUCCAGGAACCACACCUAUUUCAAAGGCACUGUACUGGAUGGCACUGGUGGAGCUCAAAGAACUGGAAGCGCAAUUACAAUACUACCUGGAUAAAGGAUUUAUACGACAAAGUCAUUCUCCUUGGGGAGCCCCGGUACUAUUCGUGAAAAAAGAAAGACAGCUCCUUGAGAAUGUGUAUAGACUACCGUGA
Messenger RNA from Humulus lupulus (European hop), 1032 nucleotides. RefSeq lists its product as uncharacterized. The transcript has 4 exons. The record is from RefSeq and is a predicted model, not a curated record. Bases 1 to 1032 code for a protein of 343 amino acids. Lineage: Eukaryota; Viridiplantae; Streptophyta; Magnoliopsida; Rosales; Cannabaceae.